This is a messenger RNA of Linum trigynum, 492 nucleotides long. Lineage: Eukaryota; Viridiplantae; Streptophyta; Magnoliopsida; Malpighiales; Linaceae. The record is from the annotation of a GenBank genome assembly.
AUGUCACUAGAGCGGGGAACAUCAAUCCCAAUCUUUCGCGAGAGCUGCGGCGCUGGAUCUGAAGCUGUUCACUCCGCUCUUCGAAUUCGUCGCCGCUGGAUCUCUCGCCGCGACGGGGAGCUCCAGCCCCGGACCUGGCGACAGAGGAUCUGGGACGGCAGCUGCUUCGGGGGCAAAAAGGGAGGCGAUUUCGGCGGCGACCGUUGGGGAAGAGGCGAUGAAGAGGAGUUGGGAGCCGAGCCGGACGUGAUCCUCAGUUCUUGGAAGAUGCAGAGGUUGCUAACAGAGAACAGAAACAAAAAUAUGGAUUUACCCAAACCCACAUCUCACCUCUGCAAGAACAUUCAUGUCUGUGUAAUGGGUCACGGCCUGCACGAGUGCCCAAGCAGCGAGGUCCAAUUGACGACGAUGGUGGCGGAAUCUAAAGGUUGCAGCAGCGAGGUCCGAUUGACGACAAUGUCGGCGGUUGAAAUGGAAACUCGAGGACGAUGA